Messenger RNA from Phascolarctos cinereus (koala), 829 nucleotides. The record is from RefSeq and is a predicted model, not a curated record. Lineage: Eukaryota; Metazoa; Chordata; Mammalia; Diprotodontia; Phascolarctidae.
UUUUGUGGAUUCAAGUUAUCAAGCACUGGCUAUGCAAAACCAAAAUCUUUGAAGUAAAAUUUCAUAGUGGUGAAAUGUGCAUGUGUUAUCUAAUUAUGGGUUCUAAUUCUUAUACAGGGAACUAUGGAAGACAAGAUCUAUGAACGUCAAGUAACCAAGCAAUCACUCUUUUUGAGUUAUUGAUCAACAGCAAAUUGAACGCCAUUUUACUUUGAAUGAACUGACUGAACUUUAUACAUUUGAGCCAGAGUUACUAGAUGAUCCUAAUUCAGAAAAGAAGAAAAGGAAGGACACUCCUAUGCUGCCAAAAGACACAAUCCUUGCAGAAUUGCUUCGACCUACACACAAAAUACAUUGUAGGGUAUCAUGAACAUGAUUCUCUUUUGGACCAUAAAGAAGAAGAAGAACUGACUGAGGAGGAAAGACAAGCAGCAUGGGCAGAAUAUGAAGCAGAAAAAAAGGGCCUGACUCUGCAUUUCACUUUGCCUACUGUCACUUUGAGCUCAGAGCCUCCAUUUAUUCCUUUUGAUAUGGAAGCCCUCUCAUCCAUGAGCCAUCAAGAGGUGGAAACCUUUACAAUUUUUACCCUUGGAUAACCAUGAAUGAAGAAGCAGCAGCAUCUAUCAGACACAUUUAAGCCCCUGAGGACCUGCACCAGCCCCCCAUAAGCCAACUUUCUUUGCAAAAGGAACAAUAUUUGUACAUUAUAGGAAGACCAGACUUGGAUGAGAGGGAGGGGGAGGGAACAAGAAUUAUAACUGGACAUUUCUAUAGUGCUUUAAAAGUUUGCAAAGCAUUUUAUCUGUUUUGUAGAACAGGAAAUUGUACA